Molecule: messenger RNA, 2405 nt
Organism: Alligator sinensis (Chinese alligator)
Lineage: Eukaryota; Metazoa; Chordata; Crocodylia; Alligatoridae
Gene: SRRM3
Product: serine/arginine repetitive matrix 3
Exons: 15
Coding region: 1-2022 (673 amino acids)
Molecular function (GO): mRNA binding
Source: RefSeq, a predicted model, not a curated record
AUGUCCCUGUACAACAACGGGGCCAAGAUGCCUUCCCCCCAGGAAGCAUCAAAUGGCUUCUCUCAGCCUGGGGCCUCCGGCACCUGGCACAAGCCCGAGGAGGAGCUGCGGCUGGUGGAGCCUAGCUUGGUAAAGAAAGCUCAUCGGGAAAUCCUGGACCAUGAGCGCAAGCGGCGGGUGGAGCUGAAGUGCAUGGAGCUACAGGAGAUGAUGGAGGAACAAGGGUACUCCGAAGAGGAGAUCCGGCAGAAGGUGGGAACCUUCCGGCAGAUGCUGAUGGAGAAGGAGGGCGUGCUCACCAGGGAGGAUCAGCAUGGGCGUCAGAUAGUGAUAGAAAACCACCAUAUGGUGGAUGGAGAGGAGUAUGCCAUGGAGUACCCUGAGUAUGGAGAGGGCUGCCCGCUGCAGUGCGACUGUUCAGCUGACUGCUACCGAGAUGACAGCAGCCACAGAGAAUACAGGCUGAAGAGGAGGUCGAGCAGCUCCACCUCUCCCCCACCUAAGAAGAAAAAGAAAAAGAAAUCAGGGCAUCGCCGGAGCCGCAAAAAGAGGAAACCUGGCUCCGAGCGCAGUGGGGACAGCUCCUCACCAGUCCGGAAGGAGAAGAAGAAGAAGGCUGGGAAGAAGCACAGACGAGACAGGUCUGAGUCUGGAUCCCGGAAGAAGAGAAGACACAGGUCCAGAAGCCCCAAGAACAAAAGGAAAGAAAAAAACAAAGAGAGAAAAAGAUCCCAUAGUGGCUCUCCUGCCCGAAGGUCCCACAGACACAGCAGCUGCAGCUCCCACAGUGCUUCACUGUCUUCAGAUUACAGCAACUCCAAAUCUCCCAGCAGACUCAGCCCCAAGCACAGGGAGGACGGACAGAAGGCCAGCAGCCACCGUUCCAGCCGGAGCCCGUCCUCCUCUGGCACCUGCCACAGCCGCUCGGCCACACCACACCAGAACGGGCAUAAGGGCAGCGCCCAGAACGGUCGGCACAGCCACAGCAACCUGGUCAUAAAACAGCAGGAUAGGCUGGACUCCGCAUCCCCUUCUUCAAGGGCUCAUGUCAAGACUGAGUUGCUGUCGCCUCGCUCCAAGAGUAGCAGACAUGGCGCCAGGAGCCCCAGGUCAAUGUCACCAGAGAAAGGAGGCCGAUGCUCUGGAGUGGACAAGCAUUCUCACCGCCGGCGCUCCCGCUCCACCUCAAUGCACAAACACAAGGGCCGGAGCAAGGCCAAGCCCUCAGCCCAGAAGGAGUCACCCCGAUCACUCAGUAACACAGGCUACAGUAGUGAUUCGGAGGGAUCAGCCUGCUCCCAUCCCUACCACAUGAUGCCAGGGGUGGAGAAGAACCAUGGGGCUCAUGCAAAAAAGGUGAAGGAGAGACACCAUCGUGGCAGGCCAAACAGCAGCUCAGAGUCACCUAUCAAGCAUUCCAGGCACAACUCAGAGAGAAAGAAGAGCGUGUCCCGGAGCACGGGCCACCGGAGCAGUUCCUGGAGCUCCAGCGGGUCCUUAUCCAAAUCCCGGUCCAGAUCCCGGGAGAAGAGAGCAGCACGGAGCAGGACUCGGUCUCCUUCACAGAAAAAAACUGCAAGCAGAGAGAAAGACAGUGAGCCCCGAAUACGCCACAGUGAUACUGAUCCCACCCGACCCCGGCGCCGCUCCAGAAGUUAUUCCCCCAUCAGGAAGAGGAGACGUGACUCCCCCAGCUUCAUGGAGCCCAGAAGAAUUACAAGGGUUCCUCUCAGAGAGCAUCGCUGCAGGCCUGGUUACUCUGGUAACCCCCCCCUCGCCAGGACCCCACUGUGUCUCCUUGAAUGCACUGCUGCUCGCAAGCGUCCAAUCCCCUACUACAGACCCAGCCCUUCCUCUUCCAGCUCCCUGAGCAGCUACUCAUACAGCCGGAGCCGGAGUAGGAGCUAUGACAGCUACAGCCCCAGCCGCAGCCGGACUCGCAGUCCUCCAAGCCGCUCCCGGAGCCAGAGCCGGAGCCCUAGCUACACCAGCCACAGCAGCUCAGAGAGCGCUGGGUUCUGAGCCAGCCAGGGCAGGAGCGGCCCACUGGAACCAUCACCACCACCCACACACAGCUGCACGCCCCCUCCCUCCGUCCCAUCUCCUCCCAUCCCGCCCACCCCACUCUUUGGCCUGGGCCACCCAGGCUGCAGCCAACACCAGCCUCUGCACCCACCCUGCAUCCUGGCCCAGAGGGAGCCAGCUGUGGCAUGGUGAGACCUAGGGGAGCCAGGAGCUGUGGCUUCUGGGAAGGAGGGCAAGGAGCAACCAAGGCAGCUGCUAAAAGAUGGACCUCAAGUGUGGAGGGAGGGGGACCAGACUCCUGCCUGACAGUGGCAGUCCCCUAUCAUUGCCCUCCAGGAAGGCAUCUAUGAGAAGGUGCAGCAGGCCAAGAGGAUGUGCUU